Messenger RNA from Salvelinus fontinalis (brook trout), 2869 nucleotides. RefSeq lists its product as uncharacterized. Lineage: Eukaryota; Metazoa; Chordata; Actinopteri; Salmoniformes; Salmonidae. The coding region runs from base 303 to 1085 and encodes 260 amino acids. The record is from RefSeq and is a predicted model, not a curated record. The transcript has 4 exons.
GUUUCGAGGCGUGUCAAGGCGAUCAAAGUACAGUACAUUUUUUCUCCCACUGUCUCGGAGCUACAGUGGACACGGUUGUCGGUAGGCUAAUAUUACAGCAACAAAGCCAACGGGAUGCAGGGUAGGCAAAUCGACUGACAAUCGCAGGAGUGAGGAUACCAGGGAGAGGGGGUUUUAACGGUAUUUCUCAGGUAUAGGCUGUAGAGCCUACAUGUUUUAGAACAGACAAAAAUAGAAGACAAAAGGACAAACGGGUCAUAUUUUGCUGGCUCGAAAAGUCGACUCGCUUUCAGUCUGCAACAAUGGAAUUAAGUUUUAUAUUGCCUGCUAUUCUUUUCACGCUGUUCGCUAUUAUUCUGGUGACAACAUUGUUCAGUACCAACGAUACUUCGACUGUCUCGUCCUCUGGCACUGCUGCAUCCAAAGCGUAUCACUCAGGGGAGGGAUCUUUGGCGCAGUCCGGGAGAGAGGUGGUGAAAACGGGAUUAGCUAAAUCAGGACCGUCGGUAAAUCUUACGGAGAAACAGGGGACAGCAGCAGGACUAACCUUAACGGACAAAUCGGAGGAGGACAGUGAAUGUCGAUCUGUCGGAAAAAUAAUGGAUCCGGUGGCAGCGGACAGAAGGACAGUUGAGGAGGAGGGGCUGCCCGCUGCAGAAGUUAGGACCCAUGCUGCUCACGAGAAAAAGGUGAAAUCUGGCAUUAUGUCUGGCCAACGGUACUCGACCUCAAACACUGCCUCAGCGCCAGUGGAUAUUCCAGGUAGAGACUUUGGUCACCUACAAUUCCCUGAGGGGGGGUCGUUACUGUGCCCUCUCUCCUACCGACAGACAGGGGGUGCCACAGAGAGCCCAGAGUACAGCAACGAUAUGGAGGAAGUGGAAGUGCCCCUGAAAUACGUCCCCGGCAUGCUGCGGACCAGCCAGAUGGAGAAGAUGAUGACCAAAGAGGAGCUGGAGGAGGAACAGAGGGUGCAACGGGAGCAGCUGGCAGCCAUCUUCCAGCUGCUGAAGGAGAACCAGGAGACGUUUGGGGAGGUGUCAGAGGGAGACGUGGAGGAGCAGCUCAGACUCUACUCCAUCUGAUCCCCUACUCACACCCUACUACAACUGACUACAACAUCUGAACCCCUACUCUACUACAACUGACUACAACAUCUGAACCCCUACUCUACUCACACCCUACUACAACUGACUACAACAUCUGAACCCCUACUCUACUCACACCCUACUACAACUGACUACAGCAUCUGAACCCCUACUCUACUCACACCCUACUACAACUGACUACAGCAUCUGAACCCCUACUCUACUCACACCCUACUACAACUGACUACAACAUCUGAACCCCUACUCUACUCACACCCUACUACAACUGACUACAGCAUCUGAACCCCUACUCUACUCACACCCUACUACAACUGACUACAACAUCUGAACCCCUACUCUACUCACACCCUACUACAACUGACUACAACAUCUGAACCCCUACUCUACUCACACCCUACUACAACUGACUACAGCAUCUGAACCCCUACUCUACUCACACCCUACUACAACUGACUACAACAUCUGAACCCCUACUCUACUCGCACCCUACUACAACUGACUACAACAUCUGAACCCCUACUCUACUCACACCCUACUACAACUGACUACAGCAUCUGAACCCCUACUCUACUCGCACCCUGCUACAACUGACUACAGCAUCUGAACCCCUACUCUACUCACACCCUACUACAACUGACUACAGCAUCUGAACCCCUACUCUACUCGCACCCUGCUACAACUGACUACAUCAUCUGAACCCCUACUCUACUCGCACCCUGCUACAACUGACUACAUCAUCUGAACCCCUACUCUACUCACACCCUACUAGUUUGCUGUACUACGUCUAACUCUACUUUCCCCAAACUCUACUCUGUUAAUCCCACAUGAAACUGACAAUGAAGAUUAAGGGGGCAUUGUUUCAAUGGUCCACUCUAUUUUGAACCACAUACCCUUCUCUGAAGACUCUGAGUCGUUGAAAUAACCAAUAAGGUUUUGGAUAGUUGGACCUGAGUCAUUUGAUUGGUCUGAUACAAUCUAAGACAGUGGUAUUCAAAGUCGGGGUCGCGACAAGGGAACUGCAGUGGGGUCGCCAACAUGUUUUAGUUUUUUUGUAUAGUUUUUCGUAACAAAAAAUCAAGAUUACACAUUAUUGUAUGGGCCAAUAUACAAUAUAAAGUUUUUGAGAAAGAUCAUUUGAAAAAUACAAUUUUAUUGAGUAAAUGUAUUUAUUGGUUUCUUCAUUUUGAUAAGAUAUGAAAAUGUAAUUAAUAUAAUUUUUUUUGUUGAUGUAAAAAUCUAAAUUUACAGAUUUUAAGGUGUUGUCAUUAGAUUUGGGGUGGAGUCGCGAGAUAUUAUUGGGAGAAAAAUAAGGUCCCGACUGAGAGUUUGAAUACCACUGAUCUAAGAGGUUCUUAUACCGUACACACCCAUGAAAGCCAUUAGUUUCGGCAAGCCUCAUGGUGAAACAACAUACACUUAUCUGAAUGCACCUUACUACUUUCACCUAUUCCCUACCUUUCCUCGCCCAUAUCCUUCUCUCACCCAUCGCUAUCGCUCCUCACCCUUUAGAUAUCUCAGAUAGGGGGGAGUGAGGCCUAAGGCCACUACACCUGUAAUAACAUCUGCUAAAUAUGUGUAUGCAACAUAUACCAUUUUAUCUUAUUUAUUUAUUAAAUUGGCUAUUUUUUUUAUGAUUUAUCUUUGAAUCAUGUAUAUUUUUUUGGGCCUUUUAAAGAUUUCUGUGGAGAGAAACAUUGAGUAUAAACAAACAUUUUCCUAUACUUGUGAAAAAUAAAAACGUAUCGUAAUUUCUUAAUAGA